AUGGAGGAUGAGAAGACACUCAAACAAUAUAAAGUGACCGACAAGGGUUUCAUUGUGGUGAUGGCAGUUUCAAAGCCAUCGAAAGAACCUACAGCAUCAGCUGAAAAGGCGCCAGAGGCAGCCAAGCCGGUGCAAUCAGAACAGUCGAUUUCCACGAACACUGUUACCUCAGCACAAGAAGCCACGGUACCCCGUUCUGAGGUUCCGGCGGCUGCAGGCCCCGAGAGCGCGACUGGCGAGAGUGCCCUUGUCACUGGCGCAGAGUACGAGCGCGCAAUAUCAGAAAUCGUAGGAAUGGGUUUUGAUCGAUCUAUGGUGAUACGUGCAAUGCGGGCCAGUUUUAACAACCCUGACAGGGCUGUUGAGUACUUGUUGUCUGGUAACAUUCCGAACGUGGUUGUUCGAGAACAACAGCCUGCCGGUGGACGAGAGCGAGUGGAUCCCCCCGGAGAUGAACACUCUGCUUCUGAGUCACCUAGUUCUGAGGAUCCUAUUUCCGCACUUGCCAGCUUACCCCAGUUCCAGCAAAUGCGAGCCCUCGUUCAAGCGAACCCAGAACUUCUCCCUCAGCUGAUCCAGCAGAUUGGGGCGGACAACUCUGAGUUGCUUCGGCUCAUUCAAGAGAACGAACAAGGUUUCCUAGAGUUUCUUAAUGCACCAAUCAGCCAGGAUGCAGGUGAAACUGAGGGUAUGGAGAGCUCGGAAACCACUACUCCAGGGAACGUGCGCCAAGGUGAACCGCGACAAGUCAUCCUUACAAUGACCCAAGAAGAACGAGCAGCUAUCGAGCGACUACAAGCUCUAGGAUUUCCCGAGGAGCUGGUUAUACAGGCCUACUACGCUUGUGAGAAGAACGAGGAUGCAGCUGCAAACUUCCUUCUAAGUGAAGACCCAGAUGAUGAAGUGGUUUGACGGCACCGUUUCUAACUCGCCCCGUUUUUCACUGAUCCCUCCGUGUGCCUGUGGCCAUGUGUGCUGCUGUCUCGACGAACUGCAGAUCCGUGCUGUUACGACUCUGCCUCGCGCAUUCACCACUCGAUUUAAGUUUUAUUUUCUGAUUGGCCCUCCAUUUAUUCACCCCGCGUGUCGUUUCUUUCGUACUGCCGCCGGGUCUCCAACCUCCUCCUCGUAACCCUACGCGUUUACGCGCGGUCUUUAUGCUGCUCACCCACUUACUUGUGGAUCAUUUUUGUCAGGAAAUAACCCUGCGCCGUUUAUUGCUGAGGCGGCUGUAUAUUUACUCUUUCUAUCCCCCAGUUGUCAGACUAGCUUUGCUUCUGUUGCCUUCGUUCGGUUCUCUUUCUCCCCAAAGUCAUCUUUGAGAUUAUUUUCAAUGUCGUGCGCGUGGUGGAAUAACAUAACAUAGAUCCAUAGACAGGGUUGCACUACAUGAAGCCGUGUUCUUUGGCAACUACCCCUUACAUAAUUUCCGUAUUCUAUUACAUGCUUUGUUAUCGG
Molecule: messenger RNA, 1458 nt
Organism: Opisthorchis viverrini
Lineage: Eukaryota; Metazoa; Platyhelminthes; Trematoda; Opisthorchiida; Opisthorchiidae
Exons: 4
Coding region: 1-912 (303 amino acids)
Biological process (GO): nucleotide-excision repair; proteasome-mediated ubiquitin-dependent protein catabolic process
Cellular component (GO): cytosol; nucleoplasm
Molecular function (GO): damaged DNA binding; ubiquitin binding; polyubiquitin modification-dependent protein binding
Source: RefSeq, a predicted model, not a curated record